Molecule: messenger RNA, 7355 nt
Organism: Ctenopharyngodon idella (grass carp)
Lineage: Eukaryota; Metazoa; Chordata; Actinopteri; Cypriniformes; Xenocyprididae
Gene: ap1g1
Product: adaptor related protein complex 1 subunit gamma 1
Exons: 23
Coding region: 357-2816 (819 amino acids)
Biological process (GO): receptor-mediated endocytosis; Golgi to vacuole transport; intracellular protein transport
Cellular component (GO): membrane coat; AP-1 adaptor complex; Golgi apparatus
Molecular function (GO): clathrin-cargo adaptor activity
Source: RefSeq, a predicted model, not a curated record
CUCUGGGCUGCAUAGGAAGUGGAGCGCACAAGCUAAAGCUAAAGCAGCUCGCGAGCCUCAAGCUCGGUGGCGGCGCUCUGCGCGUGCACCGGGACGCUGUCAUACUCUCGAGGGCUAACGCUCGCCGCUCGCUAAACUAUCAUUCGCGCUGUAUUUUCACAACGACGUUCCGCUACCGGGCGUUGAAUUCCAGUUACACUGUACUUUAUGAACGUUUCAGUAGGUUUAAAGUAGAGGUGUGUGUUUAAUCCUCAGUCAAAUCGACGCUCAAUUUGAGGCCUGGACUAGAUUCCAGUCAGUUAGCAACGGACACGCAGCACUUCAUUCACCGACAUUACGAAGGAAUAACAGAGAGGAUGCCAGCUCCGAUCAGACUGCGGGAGCUGAUCCGGACAAUCCGGACGGCUCGAACCCAGGCGGAGGAGCGAGAGAUGAUCCAGAAAGAGUGUGCUGCCAUUAGGUCAUCCUUUAGAGAAGAGGACAACACAUACCGCUGUAGAAAUGUGGCUAAGCUGCUUUAUAUGCACAUGUUGGGCUACCCAGCACACUUUGGCCAGCUGGAGUGCCUGAAACUGAUUGCAUCACAAAAGUUCACAGACAAACGGAUAGGAUACCUGGGAGCCAUGCUGCUCUUGGAUGAGAGGCAGGACGUCCAUCUCUUAAUGACAAACUGCAUCAAGAAUGACUUGAACCACAGUACACAGUAUGUGCAGGGACUGGCCUUGUGCACCCUGGGCUGCAUGGGCUCAUCUGAAAUGUGCCGUGACUUAGCUGGAGAAGUGGAGAAACUCCUCAAAACGUCAAACUCCUAUCUGAGGAAAAAGGCAGCACUGUGUGCGGUUCACGUCAUCCGCAAAGUCCCAGAGCUGAUGGAGAUGUUCCUGCCGGCAACAAAAAACCUGCUCAGCGAGAAAAAUCAUGGAGUUCUCCACACAUCUGUUGUUCUGCUCACUGAAAUGUGUGAGCGAAGUCCUGAUAUGCUCUCUCACUUCAGGAAGCUGGUUCCACAACUUGUACGAAUCCUGAAGAACCUGAUCAUGUCAGGCUACUCCCCUGAGCAUGACGUGUCCGGCAUCAGUGACCCUUUCCUGCAGGUGCGGAUUUUGAGGCUACUAAGAAUUCUGGGAAAGGGUGAUGAUGAUUCUAGUGAAGCUAUGAAUGACAUUCUUGCACAGGUUGCAACGAACACAGAGACGAGUAAAAAUGUAGGCAAUGCUAUCCUCUACGAAACUGUUCUUACUAUUAUGGACAUCAAAUCAGAGAGUGGACUAAGGGUUUUAGCAAUUAACAUUCUGGGACGUUUUCUUCUCAACAAUGACAAAAACAUCAGAUAUGUGGCAUUGACAUCUCUACUGAAGACGGUGCAGACAGACCACAAUGCUGUGCAGAGACAUCGAAGCACUAUUGUGGACUGCUUGAAAGACCUUGAUGUAUCCAUUAAAAGGCGUGCAAUGGAGCUGAGCUUUGCCCUGGUCAACGGCAACAACAUCCGGGGCAUGAUGAAAGAGCUUCUGUAUUUCCUGGACUCCUGUGACCCUGAUUUCAAAGCAGACUGCGCAUCAGGGAUCUUCCUGGCUGCUGAGAAGUAUGCACCAUCCAAAAGAUGGCACAUAGACACCAUUAUGAGGGUUUUGACAACGGCAGGGAGUUACGUCCGGGAUGACUCUGUGCCCAACCUCAUUCAGCUCAUUACAAAUAGUGUAGAGAUGCAUGCCUACACUGUACAGAGACUCUACAAAGCCCUCCUGGAUGACAUCUCUCAGCAACCUCUAGUACAGGUGGCAUCCUGGUGCAUAGGAGAGUAUGGAGACCUUUUGGUCUCAGGCCAGUGUGAGGAAGAGGAACCUAUUCAGGUUACUGAAGAUGAGGUUCUGGAUGUUUUAGAAGGUCUCCUAGUUUCCAACUUGUCCACCCCUGUAACGAGAGGUUAUUCCCUUACUGCUAUUAUGAAGCUGUCCACCCGUUUCAGCAGUGUGAAUCGAAUCAAAAAAGUGGUGUCGAUAUAUGGCAGCAGCAUAGACGUGGAGCUGCAGCAGAGAGCUGUGGAAUAUAAUGCACUUUUCAAAAAAUAUGAUCACAUGAGACCUGCAUUACUAGAGCGAAUGCCUAUAAUGGAGAAAACAGCCUCUAACGGCCCAGCAGAGAUUGUGCAGACCAAUGGGGAAACAGAAUCAACCAUACUGGACACAAAACAUCUGCCCAACAUCACUCAACCAGCCAGUCAGGCAAAUGAUUUAUUAGAUCUACUUGGAGGUAAUGAUGUGGUACCUGUUAUCCAAACAACUGUUCCCACAAAGCCUGCAUCAGCUGGAGGAGAACUGCUGGAUCUGCUGGGAGACCUUUCUCUGACAGGUGGUCCAACCCCCACCCCUGCUCCCUCUGUGCCCAUGUCCCAGCCCCCUUUCCUUUUGGAUGGUCUCACUUCACAGCCCCUCUUCAAUGACAUUGCAGCGGGCAUUCCGCCAAUGACGGCGUACAACAAAAAUGGUCUGAAAAUUGAGUUCACAUUCGAGAGGUCCAACCCCAAUCCCAAUAUUGCAGUUAUCACCAUCCACGCCACCAACUCCACCGAGGCUGACAUGACAGAUUUUGUGUUCCAGGCUGCAGUACCAAAGACAUUCCAGCUGCAGCUUCUGUCCCCCAGCAGUAAUGUAGUUCCUGCACUCAACCAGGGAAGUGUCACGCAGGUCAUCAGGGUUCUCAACCCACAAAAGCAACAGUUGCGAAUGCGGAUCAAGCUGACAUACACUCACAAAGGUUCUCCUGUACAAGACCUGGCCGAGGUCAACAAUUUCCCGCCUCAGUCCUGGCAGUGAUUUGCUACCCUUCUCAAUCUUAAAGACCCCCAGCAAGGGAACUAUGGGAAAGAUGUCCCCUCCCCAUUCCCAAAUGAUCCCCCGUGACAUCACCACAGAUCGCUGCCCUGGGGUUGCAUGGGAAGCAGUGGAAUCUUCCUGACACAGUCAAGAGUUGAUGGUAUGAAGACUAAUGAUGAUGACGAUUACAGCGACAAUGAAGAAAAAUCACAAAUAUCUGAAUACAUAUCUUUUCAUUUGUUUUUUUGCCCGUCUGUCUUUCUCUCUGCUUCGGGGUUAGUGCAAAAUGUCCAUACUCACACUUGCACUUAACGUUGUGCACUCUCACUUAUCCUCUGCACUCCCACACUCCGGCCGCCCAGGGCCCGUACAUGGGGAAAACGUCACUCGUGGCCACUAUACAAAGGAGCUGCUUGUUUGAUUUGUCUACUUUGUUUGAUUUUUUUUUUUUUUUUUUUUUUUUUUUUUUUUUUAAUCUUGUUAAUGGGUUUGGUUUAUUUUAAGAGAAAAAAAAAAAAAACAUACUGAAUGAAUUGCAAAGUCUGAACAUUUGCACCUUAAGCAUUUCAGAAUCAAGAGGAAAAUGGGUUGUGAUGGCGCCUUAAAUUAUCGUUCAUUGUACAUGGCAUUUCUUAAUUUUCGUGUAAGGUUGAUCUAAUGUCCUAUAAUAAAGUAUACCAGAUGAAUGCUCCAGAUACAAGCUAUGUUGUGGCUACACCGUAUUUCAUACGGAAUCGUUCGGCACAUUAUCUGCCAGCAGUAAUGCACACACUAACAGAUCUGUUUAAGUGCUUGACCUUCAUCACAUGAAUCAUCACGAAUAGGCAAGUUCAUACAGCUCAUACCUUGAUUCGUGAUUUAUUCUUUUUAAGCAGGACAGCUUUUGUCAUUGACAAUGAAACUGGAGCGUCUCCAUUUGAGUUGAACGUUGUGGAUGAGAAGAUGGGAGUUUGAGAGUGUUGCUUGUCACUGUCUGUAUGCAUUACAUCACCCAGUAGUUUUGCAUCAUCGAAGCUGGAAUCGUUUCCCCAAAACCCUUAAUUUGGCAUAUUAUAGUUAUUUUGUUUGCCUCUACUCAUCACAGAUGGUGUUUUCUUGUAUUGUUGUUUUUUUUUUAAAUAUUGAAAUACAUUUAUAUAGAUUGAAAAUAGCCUACACUAAAAAAAGUUUGAUUUUAGCACAAUCCUUAAGGAUUGAAUCCUAUUAAAAAUGUAGUUGGACAGCGUGAUCUUAAAAUUCUAAUUGAUUUUUCAGUAAAUUAACACAAAUAGAGGCCCGACGAUGUAUAAUAAAGGUUAUGGUCAGCAUAGAUGCUGUAAAUAUAGACUAUGAAUAUAAGGCCUUCAUGAAUGUAGUUAUAUGCACUGAAUGAACUUUUGUUUUGUUUGACUUUCUGCAGUGAUUUGAAAUACAGAAUUAUUGCCUGAUUUGAAGCAAUGUGCCUUUGUCAUAAACGGUUAAAAGAAAACCCUCAGACGUCUGCGAGACGAGCGGUUCUCGUUACAGGAAGAGCAAGAGUGUGAUGUCUGAAGAGUAGAGGACUUUUUUGUUUUGCUGUCAUUUCAUUCGAGUUCUGAUUCAGAGGGCGUCUUAAGUCAAAUAUCAAGUGCGAACUGUCAACGUGUGUUAGUUUGUGUGCAGGCUGUCUCUUCUUGCAGCUUCCAAAGGCGGUUCGCAACAUUAACCUGAAUAUACCUCACAUUGUCUUCUUUUUUUUUUUUUUUUUUUUUUGUCUUUGUCAACUUGGAAGAGUACUUACUGUUUCAUCAAGUCAUUGAAAUGCUCUCGGUGGAAACCCUUAGCGUCCGCAUCCUCGCGUCAUCUCUCGCUGCUCUUCAUUUUUAUCUUCUUCACUUUGCGUAAUUACAUUCGCUAUGCCACACUGAAGUCUGGUGACCAAAUCAAGAGGUGUUCUUUUGGGCUUGGGAAAUAUUUUUUAGCAAUGUUAUGUAUAUGGAGAAAAACGACUUCAUUCUAUUAGCUUCUUUGUCUGUCUUUUGUUGCGAUUCUUUGGAUUUCUUGGCUUUUUCUGUACAUACUGAGGGCUUUUAAGAUGCAUCAGCUUGUUCUUUUCAUCCCUUUUUAAGAUCCCAUUUUCUAAGACUUCCUGUCAGUACUGCACAGUGUAUAAUGUUUGAAACUCUCCCUCAGAAAAUAGUCUAAUUUAACAACUUACCUGUUUGAUUGAUUGUUCAUUGGAAAGAAAAUGUACUAUGUGCUGCCUGUAUAUUGUAUAUAAUUGUAAAACGCAUAAAAAAGAUCAAAUCAAAUAAAAAUCCCAUUUGAAGACCUAUGACGUUCAGUUAGGGGGGUGUAAUGUGCACAUGAUCUCGAGUUCGCAUUUGUUUUUAGUAGAUGUGUAUCGCAAUCAUGUACUACUGAAAGAAUGAAAUGCUGCAUACAGACACAGGUGUAACUUCUCUCGAUAUGGUGGCCUGGAGCUGAUUUUAUCAUGUUCUUCCCAGUUACUCAGACAUAAUGAUGCGAUUUUUAAAGGGGUAGUUCACCCAAAAGAUAUAUAUCAUUAUUUGUUCACCCUCAUAUUGUUCCAAACCCAUAUUACUUUCUUUUAGGGAAUAUAAAAGAUUUUGAGUCAAAAACGAGAUUGGACCCCAUUGAUUUUCAUUGUAUGGAGAUAUUUUUCAAAUUCUUAAGGGGUUACUUCAUCCAAAAAUGAUUUUGAAAUUCUGUCAUUAAUUACUCACCCUCAUGUCGUUCCAAACCCAUAAGACUUUCAUUCAUCAGAACACAAAUGAAGAUCUUUUUGAUGAAAUCUGAGAGCUGUACCUCCAUUGUUAGCUACAUAACUUAAACUUUGAUGCUUCAAAAAGUUCAUAAAGCGAUUGUAAAACUAAUCCAUAUGAAUUGAGCGGUUUAGUCCAAAUUUUCUGAAGAUUCACGAUCGCUUUUUAUGAUAAACGGAUUUAAUUUAGGCUUUUAUUCACAUAUUAACAUUGAUCAGCAAACAUAAACAGAAGCUCAACCGAACCUGCUUGAUGCGCAUUAAUGAACCCCAUCGGUUCUUGCGAAAGCUCAAACAUGCUGUGUAGCAAAGGAGAAUGAACCUCAUUGGUUCUCGCACAUCAAGCAAACAUGCUUGAGCUUCUGUUUACCACAACUAAUGUGUGCGUUGAUGAAUGUUUCUUCAGAACAUUUGGACUAAGCCACUCAAUUCAUAUGGAUUAGUUUUAUGAUCGCUUUAUGAACUUUUUGAGGCGUCAGAGUGGUAGUUGCGUAGCUGUCUAUGGAGGAACAGAAAUCUCAGAUUUAAUCAAAAAGAUCUUCAUUUGUCUUCCGAAGAUGAACUAAAUUCUUACGGGUUUGUAAUGAAAUGACAGUGAGUAAUUAAUGACCGAAUUUUCAUUUUUGGGUGAACUAACCCUUUAAGCAUCUUUUAUGUUCUACAGAAGAAAGUCAUACAGGUUUUGAAUAACGUGAACUACCUUUAGACCUUUUUAUUUUAACAUUAAUAUGCUGAGGUAAGAUUAAAUCCAGAGUUUAUAGUUAUUUUUCUCAUAAACCACAUCUUCCGGUGUUUCCAUGUGUUUUAGACUCACAUCUGACCAAUAUUUCCUGUCUUUUUGAAGCACAUGGAGUUGAGGCACGACUUCAGAUAAAAUGCCCUGGUGUGAAAUCAUGGCCUUGUCCCUGAAUGUUUCCAUGACUCUUGAGUGAACUUAAUGUGGGGGUGGUACAUUAAACGGCAGCCUGCAGUCGUGUGGUGCAUAACAAUACUAAACGGCUAUGAAAUUGCACUGCGCAAGAAAAGUUUCAAAGUAUGGCUUUUUCAAUCAUGCUGCUUUUUACACUACUUUGUCAGGCAAAGAUGAUAGUGUGUUGAAGAGGGUGAAAUAACCAUCCAUGAACUUAACAAGUCUCUCAGCAAGUUUCCCAACACCAAACGAUGAUUUUUUUUUUUUUUUUUUUUCAGCCGCAUGUGAAAAAAGCAAUGUAAAUAUUGUCAUUUCUACUCUUUAUGUAAACUUCCUGAGGUAAUGCAAGCUAAGUUUGAAUUCUUAAGUCACCACUGUUCACUAUAUCUUGCGAUACAUGCACAGACAUUUGUAUAUUUGGAAAUAUACUGUUAAUUCUCAUUAAUCGUCAUUGGGAAGCAGAUUUUCUUGUGCAGGAAGUGGUCAGUCAGGGGGAAUUGAGCAUCAUUUGUUUGGGUGUAACUGUUUGACCAGGUGGACACUGUAUCACAUGCUUGGAUGAUUGCCUUCUCCAUCAGAAUCCCUUUGUAAUCUGUAAAGGUAUCGGUUGUUUUUGAAGUGUAUCUAUUCAUGUGCCCCCUUCUCAGAUAUUUUACACUUGCUAUUCAACCACAUCUGAACUUGUGCAGGAGGGCCGGAUGACCCCAAUGAGUCUGACAUGCUGAACUGAAUCGCAGUCCCAUGUCCUCGAGGAAUGAGUGUUGGACUGAAAAGAAUUCGUGAUGAUGGAUGAAAAUGACAUGGGAUAUUUUAGACUUAUGCUGUGUAUUAUUGUCUUUGGGUUGGAGAAAAUGAUCAAAAGAAAUAAUAAAACAGUCAAACUUGA